Molecule: messenger RNA, 2997 nt
Organism: Sclerotinia trifoliorum
Lineage: Eukaryota; Fungi; Ascomycota; Leotiomycetes; Helotiales; Sclerotiniaceae
Source: the annotation of a GenBank genome assembly
UCCCGGAAGAGUCGUUUGGGUUAGACAAGCUGAGCUGCAGUGUUCCUCAAUAAGGCAAAAGUCCGACUCGCAUCACGAUCAUUCCAGUAUCCAACUCGAUAAAACCCAUACUACUUGUACAUAUUUCUCCGUCACCAUGCCUUUCAUUCAAGACUCGCACCUUCCUCUUUCGUCGUUUGUUAAGACGCAAAUCGACAUCCCGGAUUAUCUCGAUCCCUCCUUAUCUCCGUAUACCAUAAUGAAUGGCGGGUCCCCAACCCACGGAAACGUGUAUAGACAAGCCUCCGUCGGCACUUUCUCAACUUCUGAAGCUUUAGAACUUGCUCGAGAAAGUGAGGAAGCUGCUGAAGAUCCAAUCAUCGUCGGUAUUUUGGAAGUCGCCAUCAACAACAUCUGGAUUAAGAUUCAACAACAACCUUCAUCAUAUGUCAUGACAAGUGAAGAAUUCGCUGUCUUUAAUUAUUUUCAAAAUCGAUUUCGCGGACAAGAACUCGCCACAGAAGCACGAAAGAGAUAUUGGGAUUCCCAACAUAGUUGAGAGGUGCCAAAGUGGCUUACCCAUUAUCACUUAUCUUAACCCCCCACUCAUCUGUGCAACCCUUGUUCCCCGGAGGAUCAGUGCCAAGUUAAGAAAAGAAGGAAGUUGCAAUGUCAGCAGGAACCGAUGAUCUGUUUGACUCGAAGAGAGAUAUUCAUGUCGAUGCUGAUUUCCGACUGAUUGGGACCAAUUAUGAGCCUGACAAGAAUAUUCGAACAACAACAGAAAACUUCAAAAUAUAUCUUCUCGUUUUUUUGACCUGUGGUUUGUCAUUGAUAUGGCUUUUACCAUCAUGUUUUUCGAACGAGAAGGUCGAUACAUUACCAAAAUCUCAUCUGGUCAAAUAUUCUGCUACACCUGCACCAUCUGCCACGCCUUCUUCCGCCGUACUUGAAGUAUUUCAAGUGUAUCAACCAGUUCUCAUCCCUCCUGGUGUUACCGAUGAGACGACAUCAUAUAAUGGAGUUGAGGAAACUGCGAUAAUUGCGUCGACGAAUGAUGCUACUAGCUGUAAAGUUGUUUUGAUGGAACAUACCUUUGGCUACAGCUAUGGCAUCCCCUUUGUUGGUAUGGAACCUACAUUUUUCAAUUGUGUAAUACCAACCAACUAACCAUCGCGCAGGCAAUUAUACACCACCUAACUGCAAGUUUAACAGAGUGGUUAUGAAUUUCACCGUCACUUCAAGUGGUCGUCAAUUCGACCGACUCGCAAUAAUGUACUUUGGCGACUCCGAAGUUUGGAGAACAUCUACCGCAGAACCAACUACUGCUGGAAUUAGAUGGGAAUAUCUUAAGGACAUGACCGAAUAUCUUUAUUUUUGGAACACUCCCCAAACACUCAUUUUCGAUCUUGGAAACUUGAUCGAUAGCACCUAUACUGGAUACUACUACACCAGUCUUACAGCUACUUUCUUCACGAGUCAAGAAACUGUCGAACCGGCUGAUCUGAUUCUUCCCAUCUCCGCAAGACAUGGUGGAGAAGAUGCUGUGAGCGUCUUCACGUUACCAGGCGACAAUGCUACCAACACGAUUGCAUUUCCACGAAAUGCCAAUCGUGCUGUUUUUUCCAUCUCAGCAUGUGGUCAGUCAACCGAGGAAUUUUGGUGGGGAAAUGUGCUUCAGUCGGAUAUCGAAGCAUUUGAGGACUACGAUGGAACACUUUAUGGAUAUUCGCCAUUCCGUGAAGUUCAAGUUUUGAUUGAUGGCCAAAUAGCUGGAGUACAAUGGCCAUUCCCGGUAGUCUUUACCGGUGGUAUUGUACCAGGGCUUUGGAGACCAAUUGUAGGGCUUGAUGCUUUCGAUCUUCGUGAACACGAGAUUGAUAUUACUCCUUGGUUACCCAUUCUCUGCGAUGGAUCUGAGCAUACAUUCGAAAUCCGAGUUGCGGGUGUUAUAGACGAUGGUGAAGGAAGUGGUACACUCAUUGAUACAGUUGGUAGCUACUGGCUCGUCACAGGGAAAAUCUUCAUUUGGCUCGAUUCCGAUGACUCUGUCACCACCGGUACAACACCCAAAAUUUCUCUUCCAGCUCCUAUCAUCACCACCUCGCACGUUCUUACUCAAAAUGCAUCUGGGGCGAAUGAGACACUCACUUACACAACUAAUGUCCAACGUUCGCUCUCUAUUUCAUCCACUAUUAUUACGGAAAAUGGCACUACCACCUCUACAUGGACACAAGAACUAAGCGCCCUAAACUAUGGCCAGUACACCGCUUUCGGCGCCAUCCAAAUAAACAAUGCAACAACCUACGGUAUCGAUACCUCGACACUAGGAAGUUCCACAAAAUACAAAUCCGAGUACACAUACCCUGUCUGGGUAAACACAACAUACCUAGUUCUCUCCUCCACAAACUACACCCUCGAAGCCACCAUAACCCGUGGUCUCGACCUCGUCAUCUCCGGUGACUCGGUCUUCCCAUCCGGUCUUCAACCCUUUGCCUACAUUCCGUCCUCCGCGUCUCUGAUCGCUGGUUUCUCAGGAACUCAUCUUUCAACCACUCAAGAUGGAUCUGCCACCUAUCUAGGUACAUCUGCCGGCAGUUCCAGCUUCGGAAAAACCAAUCAAAAUUUUCAAUUCUCUGGACUGGAUAUCAAUAAUGAUGCAUCGGAUACAGAAUUAUAUUAUCGCAAUGUACAAGCUGUCAAUUCAACCAUUGUAUAUGAUGAGGAAAGAUUGGUCGGCGCCGAAAUUGGAAAAUAUAGUAAUCCGAAACCUGGACAUGCGUAUUGGAGUCAGAGUGUUAUGAGUCCUAAGGAGGCUAUUGGGAGGGGAAAGGGUAAUCCUAAACAGUUGCUUGUGGGUGGUGGUGCAUAGUUGAGGAGUUGUUGGAGAGGAGGGUGGAUGAUUGCGGAGAAUGAUGUACGGUAGUGAGUGAGUGUGGGUUGGAUAUAUAGUCUGAAGCGAUCUUUUCAUCAUUUAAAUACCCCUUCAGGCGUUUACUUACUUUCUUGUCUCUCGUU